Ananas comosus (pineapple) is the source of this 1499-nucleotide messenger RNA. Its product is annotated as chaperone protein dnaJ 10. Bases 22 to 1293 code for a protein of 423 amino acids. The transcript has 10 exons. The record is from RefSeq and is a predicted model, not a curated record. NCBI's taxonomy places the organism in Eukaryota, Viridiplantae, Streptophyta, Magnoliopsida, Poales, Bromeliaceae.
CACCGAUGUCGACGAGGAUAGAUGCGAAAGUGCGGGAAAUCGAAGUUAUCAUCGCCCGAGAACUUCUCCAUUACAGCAACCUCGAACGUGAUCAGGAGGAGGAGGAGGAGGAGGAAAGGGGCUUGUUCGGAGACGAUGGCGAAGGAGACCGAGUACUACGACGUCCUCGGCGUCGAUCCCUCGGCGUCGGAGGAGGAGAUUCGGAAGGCCUAUUACCUAAAGGCAAGACAAGUCCACCCCGAUAAGAAUCCGAACGACCCGAAAGCCGCCGAGAGAUUUCAGGCAUUAGGAGAAGCUUAUCAGGUUCUGAGUGAUCCAGUGCAGAGAAGGGCCUAUGAUGGCUAUGGUAAAAAUAGUGUAUCGAGGGAGAAUAUGUUAGAUGCAACCGCAGUUUUUACCAUCCUUUUCGGGAGCGAACUUUUCGAGGAUUAUAUCGGGCACCUCGCUGUGGCGACGAUGGCCUCGUCCGAAUUGGCCUCCUCGGAUUUAACAAGCGAGAAUGAUAAUCCUGAAAAGCUCCAGGAUCGAUUAAAGGCCGUGCAAAGAGAAAGAGAAGAGAAGCUUGCGAGGUUCCUCAGAGAUUUUCUUAACCAAUACGUUCGAGGUGACAAAGAAGGAUUCGUUCAUCGCGCAGAAGCCGAAGCAAGAAGGCUUGCUAGUACAGCAUUUGGACUUGAUAUUCUGCGCACGAUUGGAUACGUCUACUCGAGACAAGCUGCGAAGGAGCUCGGCAAGAAGGCCAUGUAUCUGGGAGUACCAUUUCUUGCCGAAUGGGUCAGAAACAAGGGCCAUUUUUGGAAGUCGCAGAUCACGGCCGCUAAAGGUGCUUUGCAGUUGCUGCAGCUGCAAGAAGAAGCUUGCAGGCAGAUAAAUAAAGAUGGCUGUGGCUCGGAACGAGACGUCGACUUACAUUUACGGAUGAACAAGGACUUGAUGAUGAACUCGCUGUGGAAACUGAAUGUCGUAGAUAUAGAAGUUACGCUGUUACACGUUUGCCAAUUGGUGUUGCAAGAGAGUAAUGUAAAGAAGGAAGAACUUAAGGCCCGAGCUUUCGCUUUGAAAACUCUUGGAAAAAUAUUUCAGCGAGAAAAGCAACCUUUGCCGGCUGGAACAUCGAAGCCGAACAUUCUAGACGACGAUGAUAGCAGCUCCGAUGCUAGUUCGGUCGACGAUGUUCCUCGGACACUCUCAUAUCGAACUCCUCUACUUACUCAGGGAAUCGGCAGACUCUUCAGAUGCCUCUGCAACCCGGCAUUCGAUGUCGAUGACGAUUUCGAACCCCACGGCAAGUGAUAGACGAACAAUCCAAGAAUUAGACGAGGACAUACAGCGAUUACCUUUUUUCUUUUCUUUCUUUUUAACUGAUCGAAUCGCAAAAUUUGGUCUUUGUUAUGCUUCGACAUCUACUUAUUGUAAAGCGAGCUCCUAUUUCGAACGAUAAAUAUUCUCGUUUUCUGUAUUUGAAUUGUUAAAUGUAUCCUAGCUACUCAUUCUAUUUA